AUGCAAAAGGGUAUAAGAAUAAACGAUGGCCAACUGCUGUAUCUGGCAGGGAAGGCCAAACAAGAAAACACAAUCUGUGGAUAUCUUUAUAAGAAAAGUUCGGACACUGGAAAGUGGCAAUUGAGAUAUUUUAUACUGUACCAGAACUUUCUGUUUUAUUUUGAGAAUGACACUGCUACCAGACCAUCUGGUGUGGCUAUCCUAGAGGGUAGUUAUUGUGACAGAGCUAUUACAUCGACUACAGCAAGUAAAGGCAAAGAUCUGGAUAAACAGGUCAGUGAACAUUUUAUCUUUUUGUUCAGUUGUUUAUUUUACUAUUUAUUCAUAUGCAUAACAAACGUUAGUUACUAUUACCAAUAUAUUUCAAAAGUAUUCUACUGA
Messenger RNA from Lottia gigantea (owl limpet), 381 nucleotides. RefSeq lists its product as hypothetical. The transcript has a single exon. Bases 1 to 381 code for a protein of 126 amino acids. NCBI's taxonomy places the organism in Eukaryota, Metazoa, Mollusca, Gastropoda, Lottiidae. The record is from RefSeq and is a predicted model, not a curated record.